AUGAUCACAACAACUUCAAAAGAAUUAUCAGAUUUCUCAUCAAAGCAAGAAGGCAAAACCACAAUUGAAGACAAGAAUAACAAUAAUAGUAAGCCCUUCUCUUCUUCUAGCUCAACACCAUGGUCAAGGCUCAAAGAUCCGCGAAUCGUCCGAGUCUCUAAGGCUUUUGGAGGCAAAGACAGGCACAGCAAAGUGUGUACUGUGAGAGGAUUGAGGGAUAGAAGAGUAAGACUCUCUGUGCCAACUGCUAUUCAAUUGUAUGAUCUUCAAGACAGGCUAGGGCUUAACCAACCAAGCAAGGUGGUUGAUUGGCUCCUGAAAGUUGCUAAACAUGAAAUUGAUGAACUGCCUCCUCUCCCUUUUUCACCAUUAAGCUUUGUCCAAUACCACCAACAAUUUCCACCUAAUAACAAUCAAGGGCUUUGUACUUCUCAAUCUCAUAGAGAAGGGCUCAAGAUCAACACAGGAGUUGGUGAGAAAGAGAAUUGGAAUCAAAAAAGUAAAGGAGGAGAAGAGAAAGAAGAAGAAGAAGAGAGGGAAGGUGCAAGUGGUUGUUCAUCAAUUUGCAACUUUUUCCCAGGUUUGCACAACAAUAUUAAUGCUAUCCCACACAAUUACUUCCAACCCUCAAUUUUCUCUUUCUCUUCCAUGGAUGAUCCACAGAACUUGAAUUUUGCUCAAUUGUCCUCGGCCAUGUCUAUCGCACCUGGGUCUCAUCAAUUUUUUGUGUGCCCUCCUCCUGCACAACCCUACUUGCCUCCGAGCUCGGUCGAGUUCGACCCGAAACAGCUCAAUCACUUGCAGAUUUUGAGCUCAAGUAGUCCGCAGAAUCCCUCCAAUUCUCUUGGUCCAAGUCUCCAGUCUAUAGCCCAGACCGUGAAACCCCUUCAGUACCUAAGCAUGGGUCCUAAGAUCAUAAGCACAGGAAGUGAAAGCCAACCAGCUCGUACCAGUGAUCAAUUUCCUCGCAAAUGA
This is a messenger RNA of Thlaspi arvense, 975 nucleotides long. The record is from the annotation of a GenBank genome assembly. NCBI's taxonomy places the organism in Eukaryota, Viridiplantae, Streptophyta, Magnoliopsida, Brassicales, Brassicaceae.